Molecule: messenger RNA, 1182 nt
Organism: Elephantulus edwardii (Cape elephant shrew)
Lineage: Eukaryota; Metazoa; Chordata; Mammalia; Macroscelidea; Macroscelididae
Product: major histocompatibility complex class I-related gene protein-like
Exons: 6
Coding region: 1-1182 (393 amino acids)
Biological process (GO): immune response
Cellular component (GO): external side of plasma membrane
Source: RefSeq, a predicted model, not a curated record
AUGCCAGGAACACCGCAGGUCCAGCACUUGAUCGGCGUCGCGGAGCAAAUCUCGGACUCUGGUGCCGGCCCCCCGGUUAGCCACCUCCCCCGGCUCCUCCAGGAGAGUUCUGAGGCCGAACCCCGCCCCCGGAACCCUCCGCUGCGGCCAACCACGAGCGCUGUCCGCGGCUCCACUUCCGCACUCGGGCUCACUAUCUCCUUCUUUGGUUACUUCCCUCCAGGGACUCACUCUUUGAGAUAUUUUCGACUGGGAGUUUCUGAUCCUGGACAUGGGAUCCCCGAAUUUAUUUCGGUGGGCUAUGUGGACUCUCACCCUAUCACCACCUACGACAGUGUCACUCGGCAGAAGGAGCCCCGCGCACCGUGGAUGGCGGAGAACCUCGCGCCUGAUCACUGGGAGAGGUACACCCAGCUGCUGAGGGGCUGGCAGCAGACGUUCCAGGUGGAGCUGAAGUACCUGCAGAACCGCUACAAUCAUUCAAGGUUUCACACUUACCAGAGGAUGAUUGGCUGUGAGUUGUUAGAGGAUGGCAGCACCACGGGAUUUCUCCAAUAUGCAUAUGACGGAGAGGAUUUCUUGAUCUUUCAUAAAGACACUCUCUCCUGGAUAGCUGUAGACAGCGUGGCUCAAAUCACCAAGCGGGCAUGGGAGGCCAACCGGCAUGAGUUACAGUACCAGAGGAAUUGGCUGGAGGCAGAAUGUAUUGCUUGGCUGAAAAGAUUCCUGGAGUAUGGGAACGAUACCCUAAAAAGGACAGAGCCUCCACAGGUCAGAAUAAAGCGCAAAGAAACGUCUCCAGGGAUUGCAACUCUUACCUGCAGAGCUCAUGGUUUCUACCCCCCAGAGAUUUCUAUGAUCUGGAUGAAAAAUGGGGAAGAAAUAACGCAAGAAACGUAUUAUGGAGACAUCCUUCCCAGUGGAGAUGGAACCUAUCAGACAUGGAUUUCAGUGGAAAUGGACUCUCUGAGCAGCGAGGCUUACUCUUGUCACGUGGAGCACUGUGACCUCCGCAUGGUCCUUCAGGUUCCCCAAACAUCAGAAACUAUCCUUCUGGUGAUGAAAGGCCUUUCUGGGUCCAUUUUCCUUGCCAUUAUCGUGGCUGGAGUUGGUGUCCUGGUCUGGAGAAGAAGAUCCCGAGCGCAAAAUGGAAUUGCCUACAUUCCUACACCAAAUCAGUGA